Molecule: messenger RNA, 822 nt
Organism: Racocetra fulgida
Lineage: Eukaryota; Fungi; Glomeromycota; Glomeromycetes; Diversisporales; Gigasporaceae
Source: the annotation of a GenBank genome assembly
AUGUCUCCACCACCUUCACCAAAAAAGAGUGCAGAUGUUAAUACUUUAGGGAAGCCACCACUUUCACGUGCAAUUAACACGUUACUAAAUGAAACAACACCAAAAUCUAAAGAACUAGUUGAGAAAGCAAUUAAACCCAAGAAUAUUGUAAAAAACAAGCCAAUUAACACAAUUAACGCAAUUAACGUUAACGUUAACGUUAACCAUCAAAACGGGCACAUGACAGAUGAUAAUCACAUGACUAAGUUCCAUAAAAAUCAUACAAUUAAUAAAAUUCGAAAAAUUCGCAAAAAUCCAUACCCAAUAAAAUCACCAACAAAAUCAUCACCAGGAAUUACAUUCAAACUUGAUGUAUUUACACCUUUUAAAGAAGAUCCUAUGGCACUUUUACAUAUAAAUAAACCAUAUCAAACAUUAACAUCAGAAUGCAGUACACCUUCAUUAACAUCUAUUACAUCAUCACCCGAAUCAACACCACCAUCAAGUCCUAGACCUACACAACAAAAUAUGGAUAAGAAACAACAAGGUAAACGACAAACAAAAACUAAACGAUAUAAUGUAACAUCAGUAGAAAGAAAAAGAAAGAGACAACCACUUACGAUUUCACAUUUACCACAUUUCAAUACUUUACAUAAUAAAGAAGUAGAAGUAGCAUCUACCUUACGACUUACUCCAGUACAAUAUUUAACAGCAAAACAUACUUUGGUCUCGGCUGCUCAACGUUAUUUUCAAAAGUCUCUUCCUUUUCGAAAAAGUGAUGCUCAAAAAUUAUUGAGAAUUGAUGUAAAUAAAGCUAGCAAACUUUGGGAAUUCUUUCAACAA